Molecule: messenger RNA, 856 nt
Organism: Selaginella moellendorffii
Lineage: Eukaryota; Viridiplantae; Streptophyta; Lycopodiopsida; Selaginellales; Selaginellaceae
Product: membrane protein PM19L-like
Exons: 4
Coding region: 281-784 (167 amino acids)
Source: RefSeq, a predicted model, not a curated record
GCCAGCUAGCUUUCGUGUGAUAAAUGUGGGGAGUGUUCUUCCUUCCUCUGGAUUUCUCGUCGUGUUCUUCGUCGCCGCUCGCAAAGAUCUGUGGUUGCUUCGGCCAGGCGUCGUCGAUCGUGAUCCGACUGGCUUACGUUCUCGACGCGGUGAUCUGCUGCUGCUUUUGCUGCUUCCUCUGCGAGGCCCGGCUCGACCACCCCAAGUCUUCUUAACAUCUGCAUUGGCUUGCUCAUAAGCUCUUAGAUCAUCCAAAGUUCUCUCGGAGGAACUCGAGGAGAUGGUUCGCCAGGACCAAAUCGCGAGAGCGCUCUCACUCUUUUCCCUCCUCGCCCUCACCACCUUCUACGUGAUCACCAUCGCGCUCGCGAGCUGGGCGCUCAACCGCGCGUUCAAGGAGUCCACGCCCGGCUCGCCGGUAGUAGGAUCGACGCAUGGGAAUGCGGCGACUCCAUUCCUUGCGUUGACCACGCUGAUCUCCGGGGUCGUCGGAAUGGCGGCGGUGAUACUCGGGCUCCAACACGUGGCAUCGUGGAAGGCCAAGACGCUAAUCGCCGCCAACGCGGCCACCAUUAUCGCGUGGGCUCUCUCGCUACUGGCUAUGGGGCUUGCCUGCCGCGAGGUUGGGCUUGGAGGGCGGAGGGACGGUAACCUGCGGAGCUUGGAGGGGUUUGUGAUAUUCCUGCCCUGGGUCCUGCUCGUACAAAUGGUGACGUGGCAGGCGGCCAUGGUUGUCCAGCGAGUGGAGCACGCACCCCCGACGACCCCACGAAUGACUGUGUGAUUGGAUAAUUUAUUGGCAGGAAAUUGUGUGUGAUCUAAUCCGGGAAAUAUGACAUUCGAUAAUGCUGCUCCA